UCAACAGUCUCAAGCUUAUCCACCGAGAUCAACCGAGAUGCAGUCUACCAUAUUCUUCGGCUUGCUCAUCUGCGCCAUCGGCGCUACUUUGGCCCAUCCGAUGCCCGAAGAUAUGACCAUGAAUCCCACUCCACCACCCCAGUAUCCUCUGAACCUUCAGGGCGGAGGUGGAGGUCAGAAAGGCGAUGGAUUUGGCUUUGGUGUGCAAGGUCACGAGAAGGUAUGGACCAGCGACAACGGGCGCCACGAGAUCGGUGUAAAUGGAGGAUAUGCCCAGCACUUGGGCGGACCUUAUGGAAACUCUCCACCCCAAUGGAACGUUGGAACCAGCUACACCUACAGAUUUCCAAAUUUCUAAAAUCCAUUUAACAUUUUGAGAAAUAUAUUGCCAAAUAUUAUUAUACGUAUUCCUGUCCACAGUUUUUAUUUAUCAAAAUUGUCAUUAAAGUCUCGCUUUAAAAA
Molecule: messenger RNA, 462 nt
Organism: Drosophila suzukii
Lineage: Eukaryota; Metazoa; Arthropoda; Insecta; Diptera; Drosophilidae
Gene: DptA
Product: Diptericin A
Source: RefSeq, a predicted model, not a curated record